Molecule: messenger RNA, 3112 nt
Organism: Astrephomene gubernaculifera
Lineage: Eukaryota; Viridiplantae; Chlorophyta; Chlorophyceae; Chlamydomonadales; Astrephomenaceae
Source: the annotation of a GenBank genome assembly
GGGCACACUCUUGCAGUGCAGGCACCAUAGACAUAUAUUCAUCAACUGCACUUGCACUGCUGCUAGCAAUUGAGCUGCUGCACCUAGUUACAAUAACGGAAAGUUCCUUUUUACGCUUUACAGUGUUUGCAUGCUUUAUACUUACAUUGGAAGCCCUUUGCUAGACCAGAACUUGCAAGACGACUACGACCGGACUGUGCCCCGUGUUAUUUCCUUAUUCAAUUUAUUUAUGGUUUGACACUAGUUAGACGUGUCCCUUCUUGCAGCGAGCUUAAGUUGAAAGGGGGGCCCUAGGGCCCCGUCGGGGAGCCAUGGAUCCUCUUAGCGUCCUUCGCGAUUUCAAUACCUUAAACCGCCUGAACCUGGUGCAGCAAGUUGGAGGAAAUGUGCAAUUCGGGGAUCGUUAUAGCUUUCCUGCUGCCACGCCGGUCUACAAGGCUGCCGGCAUGCAAGCAGCGGCAGCCUACUAUACUCUGCAAGAUGUAUUGUUCUAUCUCAAGAACAGGCAUCUUAAGCCACAGGAGUAUGUGAUGGCAGCAAGCCAAGCGGGCGUGGCCAACAUCAACAUCGUCGACCGCAAGAAAGUGCUGGACGUGUUGGAUGGUGUAGCUGCCGUGGACCCCUCGCUGCUGCCCCCGCUGGGCGCCCUGCCGCCCGGGGUGGGGGCGGCGGCAGGCGGGGCGGCGGGCGGCAGGGCGCUGGCAGAGGGGGGCAGGGAGGCGGAGCCGCAGGCGAAGCGGCAGCGACUGGUGGAAGACGAGGCCAGCGCCAUGCGGGGCCUGAUGGCUCAGGAGCGGCAGCUGCGCAACCGCAACACCAUGCUGCUCGCCCCCAACAAGGACUUCCGCUCCGUGCUGGAGGCGGUCAGCAACGUCAAGAAGCUGGCGGCAAAGCAGCCCACUGGGGGGACAGCAGCAGCGGGGGCAGCCGCGGGGAAGCAGCAGCCCCCCUCCGCCGCCGCCGCGGGUGGCAAGCAGGCACACCGGGAGCCCCAGGGCUCCAGCCGCUACGGCCGGGACAGCACCGCGGACCAGCUCAAAGCCAUGGCGCCAGGCGCCGGCGGCAACCUCGCGGUCAACAUGUACGGCAGCUCCUCCGCCAAGCCCCCCGCCUCCUCGCAGCCCCCACCCCCCGCCAGCGGGGCCGCAGGCUACGUGCCCAUUCGCAAGAGCGGCUCCUCCGCUGCUGCUGCUGCCGGUGCUGCUGGUGCUGGUGCUGCCGGCAGCAAUGGGCAGCCUGCUUCCGGCUCGGGUGGCAGGGCCGCCAAGCCGCAUGCGAACAGCGGCGGCACCAAGGGCGGCGGAGGAGCGGCGGGGGCGGGAGCGGCGCGUGCCGGAGGCGACAAGGGGGGCAAGGGCGGAGCGGAGGCUAAGAAGGGGUCGGGCGGCGGGGGCGGGGUGCCGAUCAUUAUAGUGCCCUCGGGCCUGACCUCCAUGAUCAACAUGUACAACGCGCGGGCCUUCCUGGAGGAGGGGCGCUUCGUGCCGGCAGCGCAGGCCCAGGCUGCUGCUGGCGGCGCCCCCAAGCCCUCCCAGCUGCUCAUCCGCCGCUCCGCGCACCGCCCCAACCCCCCUGGGGUGGAGUACCAGCUGACCGACCGCGCGCCGCCCGCCGGCAGCCCCGACUGGGAGCGGGUGGUGGCGGUGGUGGUGCAGGGAGCCAAGUGGCAGUUCAAGGACUGGCCGCAUAAGGGUGCCAAGGACGGGGACCUGGUUGAGGCGCUGGCCAAGGUGUGCGGCUUCUACAUCCACUUCGCUGAUGAAAAGGUGGGCCCCCCCGUGUCCGACUGGAACGUACGGACGGUUCCGCUGCACCGCGAGAGCCGCCACAAGGACAUGACAGCCAUGCUGGAGCUGUACCGCCACCUGGACACAUUCCUGCAGGCCAAGCGGAGCUCCCUGUCGUAUUGAGGAGUGCUGGAGCGCCGGGGGGGGCUGACUGCGGGGGGCGGCCAAGUAGGGGGGUCAGAGAGAGGGAGGCCUCCGCUGUGCUUGACGCGUGGCGCUUGGCGCUUUGGGCGAGCAUGUAGGGGCUGGGUGACUGGCUGAGUGGCGGGGGACCCUGGGUGUCUGGCUGGCUGGCGGCCGGGGAAGGAAGGGCCGCUGGUUGGUUGGAGAGGUUGUGUGGGGUGUCGCUGAGGCGUUGUGAAUCCCCUGUUGGGUCGGACGCUACAGCAGCAGCUGCUGGGGGACGGAGGAUCGCACCGAGCUGCAUUGUUGUAGCUGCUGCUGCUGGUGAUGAUAAUGGUAUCGACAAUUUGGAGGUGGAGAGCGAGGAACAUGGUGCUGUAGGCGAGGUGCGGUCGCCUGUGGCAGCUGCAGUGCUGGUAAUCCGCACGGCACUGAACAGGUGCUCAGCACUUGGGCUUCCGCUCGACUGGGACAUACAGCGGUUGGGACACACAAGGAGGUCCUGCCAGGAGCGAGGGCGGUGGUAGCGGUGGCGGUGUGGUGUUGUGCUGGUGAUUAGGUCAGCUGAGCCGCGGCCGGUGGAGGCAGGUGUGCGCGGGGCACCUCAGCAGCGCGAGCUCCCACGCACACCUGGUUUGUCGGUACGUACCAGUAGCCCCAAGACAUCAUGAGGUGCCCGGAAAGCGGGGAAGGUGCACCGCGGCUGGGAGCCCUGUGUACCUUGUGUGCCGGGGUGGUGGAGUUGUGCUGGGGCGGUGUGAGGAUGGUGGAGUUGUGCUGGGUGCGGUGGGGAGCGAACGAGGGCUAUAGCGCGGGCGGCUGCAGGAGUGGAGUGGGGGGAGGCAGUGUCGGACUACAACACAGAGGCUGCAGAUGGACGUUGUAGGCUGUCUUUGCGGGCCCCAUAGGCUGCGGCAGCACUACCGCUACGUUACGUUCAGGAGACUAACGACCCGCUUUUUACCAUAUGUGGUAAGCUCAGUACGGCAAUGCUGAUACGGUGCCCCGCCUGUUCUCCGUGACUUGACAUCACCGUUUUGGCACCGGAGCUACCCAGGGAGUGCCGGCCGCGUCAUGCGUCCUGCUGCGUCCUGUGGGGUGCGGACACGGACGCGGUUUGCACGGCCGCCGAGGCCCUAAAAUUGCCUUACUUCUGGCCGCUGUAAAGCCAAACUGGCGCUAGAACACUGCCUGUAACGGUC